AUGCCCUUAGUAAAGCUAACCCCCGAGUCUCAACCAAGUGUAAAUAAAAAUAUUGGGUAUCAUAAUAAUAUCUUCCAUGCAAGUCGUGUCUAUGCGACGCCAACAUGCCAUCAACAAGCCUCUGUAGCUUCUACACGUGCUCCCCCGGACGCCAAAAAGUCAUCAAUAAGCAUCCGCAACUUCUUCACCUGCUCCACCAGCCUUGCCCGCAAGACCUCCAAGUUCAGACCCCGUGUACUCUGCAAGCACAAAGCCGCGCCCCUGUCUUUCUACUGCUUGGCAAUUGUCUCCUCACAAAGCGCAAUGUUCCAAUGGAAUGGUCCACCAAUAAACGAUUUGUUUCAACGCCCCCAAAGCCCAGAAUGUCGUCGACGCCUUCAACCUCACCAUACACGCAAGGGCCCAGUCGGCACGCCUUUACUCAAGAUGACAAUGAGUAAUAAGUAUUACACUACUAUCCCAUCACGCAUAAGGGAUACUGUCGAUCGCAAGGGCAACGUCACUCGCCACACGCCGUUCUUCGAGAAAACCCUGUCUCAGGUCCGGGACAAGUUCCUCAAGGGCACUCCAGAAGAUGAGAUGUGGAACGUGCUCACCAUGGUGCAAAACAUCGAAUUCAUGCUUCUCAGUGAAGGCGGAAACAAUACCGCCUCGCAUGUUGAUGACUUCGCACCAGUGAUCUUUAUUACAUGCCAUCGAGGCCCUGUCGGUAUUGGCUGGAUCCCACUCACUUGGCAGGACCGGCUAAAGUGGGAACAUGAUCCAACCUCGGUCAAGCGACAAGCACGCUACUUGGUGCUUCAUCCUGGGCAGACAGUGUACAUGCCGCCAGGCACCAUUCACUCUGUUUUCCGCAAGCACGGAGUGCCGAUCCUGAUCACGGGAGGCGAGGUACUUACAUGGGCCGGGCUAAGACGAUGGCCAUGCUUACUGAAGCACCAAGAGCUUUGUGAGACAGAGCCAGAUGUCACACCAGACAGUGCAGAGAAAUGGGUCGCGUGCCUUUUCGAGGUCGUGAGACAACGUCGUGAAGCACAGGACUGGGACAUGCUAGAUUCGGCUCAAAAUGUCUGGAUAAUCACUUCAUCGAGCCAACCAGAGCAUAUAUCAAGCGCGCAGAGUACAGAUCUAAACCCAAUGUAG
Fusarium redolens is the source of this 1143-nucleotide messenger RNA. RefSeq lists its product as uncharacterized. The transcript is spliced from 4 exons. The record is from RefSeq and is a predicted model, not a curated record. Bases 1 to 1143 code for a protein of 380 amino acids. Lineage: Eukaryota; Fungi; Ascomycota; Sordariomycetes; Hypocreales; Nectriaceae.